Styela clava is the source of this 3893-nucleotide messenger RNA. The record is from RefSeq and is a predicted model, not a curated record. Lineage: Eukaryota; Metazoa; Chordata; Ascidiacea; Stolidobranchia; Styelidae.
GCAAAAAUCACUUGCAGUGGUAACUGGCAUGUGUCAGGUUUUUUUUACCAUAAAGUGUUGUUAAAUGUUUUCAGAGUCAUUGUGCCUCAUUCGGUUUAGUAAGCAUGUGAUCUAUCCAUUUUGAGUACUCCGUAUGUGAUAAAGUUACCACUGGAUUGUACAAUUGACGAUAUCGAAAAUUUGCUUCACCUAUUUUGGAAAAUAGCAUACUUGAAUUGAAGACUUUGAAUAUGCAUCGAUUAUUCAAGAUAAAUCAUGCGGAACGCGUCUGCCGGAAAGCAGCAAGUUCGCGGCAAAAGAAAAUUGAACGGAAGAUAGGAUCGCGUCCUAUAAAUCGAACAAGUACGAUCAACACCUCGAAUAUUGUUACGCACGAAUCAUUGAAACAAAUCGACCAAGUUGAUGCAAUAAAUCUGAAGAAUAUCUCGAAAAAUAUUUUUGCACCAGAAAACGUUAGCUUUGGCAAUAUGACGACUUAUGAAAUGAUGAGAUCAAUUCUCGUUCUCACGAUCUGCUCUCUUCCAAGACUAGCCGAGAAUGCGCCAAAGAUUCUUGAAGUUGCUCGGAAAUAUAUGGGAAAGAAGAUUUUUUCUAAGGUUAUGCGCAUGACGUUCUAUGGUCAAUUUGUCUCGGGAAAUAAUCUUGAAGAAAUUAACCAAACUAUAACUAAACUCGAACAGUGCGAUGUUCUUCCGAUGCUAGCCGUUACAAUCGAAGACCAAAUUGCUGGCAGUGAACUAAUCGGAGAUGAAUUGUACGAACACAACACAUCUAAAGUUCUUCAUUGCAUCGACGUGGCUAGCAGUACCAGACGUUCCGAUAAGCCUUGUAUGAUGCAACUUAAGUUAACUGCUCUGUUUAAUUUUGAUCUUUUGGAAAUAUUAUCAUCCAAACUGAAAACGAAUUCACAAUUGACAACAACUCAACUAGCGACUGGGAUUGAAAAUGGCGCCCCGAAGAAUGAAUUGUCAGAAAUAUUACCCUUACUGACAAAACAGCAAGUUACUGAAUUGGCUUCCGGAUUGCAUCGUCUGAUUCGUAUCGUAAACAAAGCAGACGAAAAUGAUGUCACGAUUUUAACUGACGCAGAAUACACUUGGGUGAAUCCUGCGAUUCAUUAUAUCAGUAUCGGAUUUAUGAAGGCAUACAACAAAACACAUGCCCGAGUUUAUACAACAUAUCAAGGAUAUUUAAAGGAAACUCGCGACCUAAUUCAAGUUCAUGCAAAUGAAUGUCAUGACAACGGGGUUUAUUUCGGUUUCAAACUUGUUCGUGGUGCAUAUUUGAUUCCGGAAACAUUACGAUUUGGAAGACACCCAUUAUGUCUAUGCGACAAUUUGGAAGCAACAAAUGACAACUACAAUGCUUGUGUGCAAGACAUUUUCCAAAUGGACGAAGAAAAAGUUCAAGUAAUGUUUGCUACUCAUAACGAGGACAGUGUUCGUUUAGUAGCGGAUUUGUUGGCAAGACGAAAACACAAAGAGAGUGAAUCAGCGACAGUUUCAAACAUUCGAUUCGGCCAAUUAUAUGGAAUGGCUGACUAUAUGUCUUUUACAUUGAGUAAAAUGGGUUAUGAAGUUUACAAGUCUCUUCCGUACGGUUCGGUGGAAGAAACAAUGCCGUAUCUUUGUAGGAGAGCCAAAGAAAAUACGUUGUUUCUUAGUGGAGUUAGGAAGGAGAUGAUAAUGUUGAGAAAAGGUUUGGCGAUGAAACUUGGCCGUUCCAAAAAUAAAAAUCAAUACUGCACUAAUGACUAAAAUCAUACCCAGCAUUCAACGUGACAAUACGUGGAGGAAGUCAGUAGUUUUAAACACAAUGAUCUAGAGAAGGCCUGGGCAAGUUGCGGCCCGCGGGCCACAUCCGGCCCGCGGCAACGUUUUAUCCGGCCCGCGAGCAAGGUUCUAGAUUUAGACAUUUUUUUUUCAUUUACAUAUAAAAUAUACUUUGAUUGCAAACAAAAGAAUUUUAGGACAAUGAAAAAGUCGAUAAUAACAUUCGACUAAAUUUCCUUUAAAUCGCCGAUUGUUUUCGUCAUCUCGAGGUGUUAUUUAUAUUUUAGAACGUAAACAUCUUUACGUCGGCGAUUAGUCUCCCCAAGUCACGAAUUUUCCUUAACACAUAUAUGUCUUGCAUACGGAACUGUGAAACCAUUGAAAAAAAAAAACGAGGUAUUAUAUAACCAUCGGCGACGAGAUGCUAAAGAUGAAUGAAGGAGUGAAUCUGCAAGCAACCUAAAUCUAGAUUUAGGGCGGCAAUUGAAAAUACCAAAAAUUGAACAGAAACAAGUUAUGAUUCAAACGGCUCGCGACAGAUUGAAAACGCUUUUGUGAAAAUGGAAACUAAAAAAUUUCUGGUGCCCACGGCACACAUUUUAAUUGCGUAUAGCCUUCGUGGGCGCGAUGUACCUUUUGAUCAAUUCUAAAACUACCGACGGGGCCUGAUUUAUAAGAUAAUUAAUGUAAGGUAAACUCAAUCGAUUUUUAUGUAACUAAAAAGAAUUUUACUCGAUGUACUUUUAUCGCAGACGUGGGGAUUUUUCUGAUUGUAAAAUCUUUAAAACAGAGCUAAGUCAAUGUUGCAGGAACAGAUCAGAUUUGUCGAAUUCACAAAAUCGCAAAACACGAAUAAAAAUAUUCUGGCACGUAACCUCACAUUUUAAUAUCCGCGGAAUGCGGUGGUAUUUCAGAAUUCCAAUGCUUAUAUUUAUCAGAGCAGCCGCGGGUUGGGUUGAAAACAACAAGACAUUUCAAUGUGCCCGUAUCAAUGCGUUUUAAAUAUAUCCGUAUCGCAAAAAUAGAUAUAGUAUAUAUAUUCAGUAUAUUUCACAUUUUUAAAUCUGCAGACAGCCGGGGUAUUUUAAAGCAGACUUUUAAGCUCGCAACGCCUUCCGAUGCAUUAAAAUUUCGGCGAACCUUGUUCACCUUAAAAAUGCUAUGAUGACAGCAAAAUUAUAUGAAUCACGAUGUUUGGCCACCGAAAGCAUGGUCCUAAUUCCGCAUUGUUACUCACUUUCCACCAUUAAUGACAAAAUUCGGCAUUGUUAUGCAAGCGUUCCGUUUCUCCGAUCCAAUGUAUUGUCUCGAAAUCGCCAGAUUUACGUUUUAAACUAGUUUUAUUAAAUGCGCUUCGAAUAAAAAUUUCUAACAAAGUGCAAUAAAUAUAGUACUCAUUUAUAUACUUACUUAUAUAUAGUACGUAUUUAAAUAUGUAAAAAAAUAAAAUAAAAACGCGCAAUUGACUCUACUUAGUCCGUCCCGCCACUGCAUUUUGAAUAUUCAAUGUGGCCCGAUACCAAAAAUAAUUGCCCAGCCCUGAGAGUGAAUUUACAUAGUAAAAAAAUUAUCAAAAUCAAAUAACAAUUCAUUUUAGUUUAUCCAACCUUACCGUCUUUAUAGUUUUAGUUGCUAUUUUUUGCAAUGUAAUAUUUUAUGUUCAUAUAUAUCUAUAUAUAUAACAAGUUUUAUUGGGAACGAAACAUGGUGAGAUGGCGAUUUUACUUGGUGAUCACGCUUAGUGCAUUUUCCUUAUUUGUAAUAUUUUUGUUUUUCCAUUCCCUUCACCUAUCUAAACUUUUGCCGUAUAGUCUACCGUAAUUUGUCUCAAAUAUAUUUUAGAAAAUAUCUACUUACUGUCACAAUAAUUUUUAUUAUUUUUUUAAACGGUUGCAUAUUUGGUGAAUAUGCUACCUAUUUGCCAAAAUUGCUUUUCGGUGCAGAUUCUCUUUCGGAGUGUUUUGGUGCUUCAUUUCUGCUAGCUUGGCAAGAGUAACAGAAACGAAACGUUAUAACGAAAAAUGUUUUGUGGCAAAUUUUGAUUCCAUAUAGUAUUUUAAAACUUUGUUUGGGAGACUCUAAUUUUUAAAAGGCAACCCUGCAGAAAUCGACCGAUAAUAA